GUGAAGCUUGAGGUUUUUCGGAUGAUGCUGUACCUCACCUUUCCGGUGGCCAUGUUCUGGGUCUCCAACCAGGCUGAAUAUUUUGAGGAAUACGUCAUCCAGCGCAAGCGGGAGAUCUUUCCUCCGGAGCGAGAAGACCAGAGAUCUUGAGUGGGGUUAUUCGAAGUGUCAAGAAGGAUGGCGAGUGGAAGGUUCUGGUCAUGGACCGCCCCAGCAUGCGGAUCCUGUCAUCCUGCUGUAAGAUGUCCGACAUUCUAGCUGAGGGUAUCACAAUCGUGGAGGACAUUAACAAGCGCAGGGAACCUAUUCCUAGCUUGGAAGCCAUUUACCUGUUGAGCCCGUGUGAGAAGUCUGUCCAGGCUCUGAUCAAUGACUUUCGGGGGACCCCCACCUUUACCUACAAAGCUGCCCACAUCUUCUUCACAGACACCUGUCCCGAGCCCCUUUUCCUCGAACUGGGCCGAUCGAGGCUGGCCAAGGCCGUGAAGACACUGAAGGAGAUUCACUUGGCUUUCCUUCCCUAUGAGUCCCAGGUGUUUUCCUUGGAUGCGGCCCAUAGUACUUACAACUUGUACUGCCCCUUCCGGGCCAAUGCGAGGACUCGGCAGUUGGAGAGCUUGGCCCAGCAGAUCGCUACCCUCUGUGCCACCCUGCAUGAAUAUCCUUCUAUUCGCUACCGAAGGGGGUCUGAGGACACAGCCCAGCUUGCCCACGCUGUCCUUGCCAAGCUCAAUGCCUUCAAAGCAGAUAAUCCCAGCCUGGGGGAGGGCCCUGAGAAGAUGCGGUCCCAGCUACUGAUUGUGGACCGGGGCUCAGACCCUGUGUCCCCUUUGCUGCAUGAGCUCACUUUUCAGGCCAUGGCCUAUGACCUGCUUGAUAUCCAGCAGGACACCUACAGGUACGAGACGACGGGUCUUAGCGAGACCCGGGAGAAGUCGGUGCUGCUGGAUGAGGAUGAUGAGUUGUGGGUGGAAUUGAGGCACAUGCACAUUGCAGACGUAUCCAGGAAGGUCACAGAGCUGCUGAAGACCUUUUGUGAGAGCAAGAGGCUGACCACAGAUAAGGCCAACAUCAAAGACCUCUCCCACAUCCUGAAAAAGAUGCCCCAGUAUCAGAAGGAACUGAACAAGUACUCCACACACCUGAACUUGGCUGAUGACUGCAUGAAGCGCUUCAAGGGCACCGUGGAGAGGCUCUGCAGCGUUGAGCAGGACCUGGCUUUGGGCACAGACGCAGAAGGGGAGAAGAUUAAGGAUGCCAUGAAGCUGAUUGUUCCUGUGCUGCUGGACACUGGGGUCCCGCCGUAUGACAAGAUCCGUAUCCUCCUCCUCUACAUCUUGCUUCGGAAUGGAGUGACCGAGGAGAAUCUGGCCAAGCUCAUCCAACAUGCCAACGUGCAGGCACAUAGCAGCCUCAUCCGAAACCUGGAGCAGCUCGGGGCCACGGUCACCAUUGCUAUGGGCUCCGGGGCCUCUAACCGAGGGGAGCGAAAGGAGCGGUUGGAGCCGACCUACCAACUAUCCCGCUGGACACCCAUCAUCAAGGAUGUGAUGGAGGACGCUGUGGAGGACAAGCUGGACCGGAAGCUGUGGCCCUUUGUAUCUGACCCAGCCCCCACCUCCAGCUCCCAGACCGCAGUCAGCGCCCGUUUUGGUCACUGGCACAAGAAUAAAACUUCGGUGGAAUCUUCCCGGGCUGGGCCCCGACUCCUGGUUUACAUACUGGGUGGUGUGGCUAUGUCUGAGAUGAGGGCGGCCUAUGAGGUGACCCGGGCCACCGAGGGAAAGUGGGAGGUGCUCAUUGGCUCUUCCCACAUCCUCACUCCCACCCAAUUCCUGGAUGACCUCAAGAGUCUGGACCAGAAGUUGGAGGACAUCCCCAUGCCUUGAGUCUGGAGCAGCUUGAUGCAUUCCCCUACCCUCCACCCAACAGGCAAUAAAAUCCCAUCGACCCUCAGUCUCACCUCACCCUCUCUCUGGGUCACCUUCUUCCUGUGUCCAGAUCCUCACAGCAGGCCCUGACCUCAGUGAGCCUUCACCCUCAGAGCAGAGGAGUGAGGGGACCUCAUGCGUGUGUCCUUUGAGGGCUCUGUGACCUCAGCGACACGAACACUCCCUCCAGCACAUGUGGACGGAUCCCAACCCACCUGCACCUUGUUGGCCUGUGCAGCUCCUGUCCCUGUCUCCUGUCAGAGGCAGCGUCCACCCGACGGGCUGGUGGCCUUCUUCUGGUUCUCUUCACAUUCUGUGGGGACCAGCCCCAUGCUCAGAUGUUCCUCUGUCAUCCCUCAGUCUCACUAUCGGGCUGGCCCACUUCCUUUUCUAAUCAUGUGCAUAGGCUGUGGUAUGAAGGUUAGAUUGGAGGGGAAAGAUGUGGCAGUUGGAAGAAAGGCUUGGUGGGUGGUCAUGAGCUCCUGGAUGAAGGAUGGUGUUGGCCACUGGCGUCCCUCUUUUGGGCAUCCACGGGCUCAUUGUAAAGGGGCUUUCCCCUAGAUUGGGGGCUCUUAGCCGGGGCUCUGUGGAUAGAUUUUCAAGGGCUCUGUGAACUUCAAUGGCAAAAAAAAAAAAAAAAAGACAUUUCUAUUUCAAUAUAAUCAGUUUCCUUUG
Molecule: messenger RNA, 2606 nt
Organism: Dromiciops gliroides (monito del monte)
Lineage: Eukaryota; Metazoa; Chordata; Mammalia; Microbiotheria; Microbiotheriidae
Gene: STXBP2
Product: syntaxin binding protein 2
Exons: 21
Coding region: 201-1889 (562 amino acids)
Biological process (GO): neurotransmitter secretion; vesicle-mediated transport; intracellular protein transport
Cellular component (GO): extracellular region; plasma membrane; secretory granule
Molecular function (GO): syntaxin-3 binding; hormone activity
Source: RefSeq, a predicted model, not a curated record